Molecule: messenger RNA, 2193 nt
Organism: Parathielavia appendiculata
Lineage: Eukaryota; Fungi; Ascomycota; Sordariomycetes; Sordariales; Chaetomiaceae
Exons: 2
Coding region: 1-2193 (730 amino acids)
Biological process (GO): nuclear DNA replication; protein dephosphorylation
Molecular function (GO): protein tyrosine/serine/threonine phosphatase activity
Source: RefSeq, a predicted model, not a curated record
AUGGCGACAAUUGCUCUGUCCCGACCAGUUGUGCCACAUCGCUCCUCCUCUUCCUCGCUAACCACGACCAUCACGCUCGACACCCACCCGGCGCAAUGCCCCGUUCCUGUUCCCAACAAGCACAUCCCGGUGUGUCCUCCAGGGCGCAUUCCCCAGGAAGAGCCCUCCACACCGCCGCCGUCUCCGGGCAAAGAGGAGGACCAACGGCAGCGCUCGCUGUUGUACCCCCCGGACAAGUACCCCUCUGUCGAGAUGGGCCCGCUCCGUCUGUACAAACUUGACGCCGACGACGUGGCUGCCGCCUUGGACCACAUCAGUCGGCAGCCCGUCCCGGACCCCUCCCAGGUCUUCCCCUGGCUCCAUGGCCUCCACCCGGCCAAUACCACGCAGCAGACUUUCUUCAUGGCCCGGAAGCGCGCCAUCAGGCGGACUCCUCCCUGUCUCCGCGGAAUCACCGUUGUCAAGGCCGACGGGGAACUGAACUUUUCCCGUCUCAAGGGUGCCAUCGCUCCGCAUGAGUUCCUGCAGCUUGGCGCCAGUGUCCCCGAGUUCCUCGACGCUGACCCCAAGGAGGGCUUCUCGGUGCGUAACUUCCAAAUACAAGCCGCCAAGGCGGCCAUGACCUCAGAUAUUGUCGUCUACGGCGACGACGACGUGGCUGUGCGGAAGCUGGGCUGGGAUAUUGCUGCGGCCCAGCAGCGGUGGCGCGACAAGCACGAGGCCCAACGGCACCCUUUGCCGCGGUACAGCACCUUCAUCUGCGUCAGCCCGUUCGCCGAGUUUGAGGAGAAGUAUCCCGAGAUAGUGGCUGUCAACUCGCGGGGGCUGCUCACUGGCCGCAUACUCGACUUUUUCCACCAAGAACGGAGGGAGAUGUACGAGAUGACGCGGGCGUCCGAGAUCUCGCACAAUGUCUGGCUGGGCCCGACGCCGGACUCGGGGUCCGAGGGUGAGCAGUUCUACGACAUCCUGAUUGAGUGCUGCGACCUUGGUCGACUGAACCCGGCGGCACUCCAAGCCAUCUGCUUGGGCCCGGAUGACGAGUCCAAGCAGUCGCACCUCGACUUCCCCUCGUCGGGCAGCAUCCUCGCCCCGACAUGGUCCCAGGCCGAAGCAGACGGCAUUCUCGAAACAUGCAAAUGGAUCUAUCACCUCGCUCACGGCACCCGCCCUCCCCUUCCCCCAUCUCCCGCCGGCGACGACGACAACACUCCGAUGAUGGACGCUCCCCGGCGCCCACGCAGAAUCCUGCUUCACUGCAGCGACGGCUACACCGAAUCAACCAUGCUUGCCGUAGCCUACCACAGCUUCGCAACAGGCCAGCCCGUGCCGCAGGCCUGGCUCGACCUGCACACGACCCGCCAGCGUAACCUGUUUGCCUAUCCCUCGGACGUAGCCCUCCUGUCCGCCAUCGCGCCGCGCUUGCUUUGCGAGUCCCCCGUCUACAGCAACACCUCACCACCAUCGCCAUCACCCCCAACGACGACAACAACAAACAGAGCAGCCCCUAGACAUUCAUCCCCGCCCACCCCGGCGGACGUCGCCGACCUGCUGGUCAAGUCGGAACCGCGCUGGUUCACGACCUUUGACGGGUCCUUCCCCAGCCGGGUCCUGCCGUACAUGUACCUGGGCAACCUGGGGCACGCCAACAACCCCGACCUGCUGCGGGCGCUGGGCAUCGGGCAGAUGCUCAGUGUCGGGGAGACGGCUAUGUGGCGCGACGGAGAGCUCGAGGCGUGGGGCGGGGAGGAGAACGUUUGCGUUGUGCAGGGGGUGCAGGAUAACGGGAUCGAUACGCUGGCCGGCGAGUUUGAGCGGUGUCUGCGGUUUAUUGACCGCGGCCGCGCAAGAGGCACGGCGACCCUCGUGCACUGCCGGGUUGGCGUCUCGCGCAGCGCCACCAUCUGCAUCGCCGAGGUCAUGCGAAGCCUGGGCAUGUCGUUCCCGCGCGCCUACUGCUUUGUGCGCGCCCGCCGCCUCAACGUCAUCAUCCAGCCGCACCUGCGGUUCGCCUACGAGCUGCUCAAGUGGGAGGAGCACUUGCAACUGCAACAACAACAGCAGCAGCAGGAGCAGAGUGGUGCUGAUGGCGAGCAAGAGGCGGCAAGGGGGAAGCAGGGGUUCAAGCGCGAGUUGGAGUGGGCCGAGAUUGCGCGCGAGAUCGCCAUGAUGAAUAUGCCCUAUGCCCGAUGA